Salvelinus sp. IW2-2015 is the source of this 1552-nucleotide messenger RNA. RefSeq names its product immunoglobulin superfamily member 3-like. NCBI's taxonomy places the organism in Eukaryota, Metazoa, Chordata, Actinopteri, Salmoniformes, Salmonidae. Gene Ontology annotation, cellular component: membrane. The record is from RefSeq and is a predicted model, not a curated record.
UCAGUGAAUCACUUUCAUGUUUUUUGUUGUUCUUGUAUCUUACCUCUGUGUUUCUCAGAGGUAAGAUGUGCCUUCGGGAUCCCAAGGCUCACCAGGGGAUUGGGUUAUUAUUUUCAAACACCAUAUCAGGGAGCUCUUAUUCCAUAUAUAGUUAUAGAUGUACUAUAUAAAUAUAUAAAGGUGGGUGGCAAACUUCCAGGCUUGAUUUCCCAGGGGGCCGUUAGGAGAGUCUCAUUAAGGUGCUAAAGAAUGCAGUCACCCAGGAAGUCAGACGGAAAUGGUUCUCUGUCAGAAGAACAGGGAGAUAAGACGAGAUCGAGAUGCCAGCUCUCCCCUUGUCUGUCUGUCUGUCUGUCUGCCAGCUUCCUCUCCUCUUUUAACCAGAGGAAACAUUACAGUCUGUGAACAGCCUGAUCUAACAGUCUUUUUAAGUUGAGUUCUUUUUUACUUGUUGUAACUGGGUCAGUGUGCAGGCCCUGUAGGAGUGUAGCCAUCCCUUACAGACACUCUCCCCCUGGGCUAGAAGCCUCUAAGAGGCAGGCCCGGCCCUGGAGGGGAACCAAGGACUGGAAAGGCCACGGACAGCAGAGGUGCGGUUACAGGUGGAGGAGUCCGAGUCUAAUAUCACCGUGUCCCAGUCCAGUUCCAUCCGGUUGGGCUGUAGCAUUCCCUCCCAGUCCUCCAGAGACUCCCGUUUCUCCGUGUCCUGGUAUGUGGAGCGCUCCUCCAUGCUCUCUGAGGAGGAAGAACAGGGGGAUGUUGACGAGGGAAACCGGGCCUGUGUGUUCUCCAUCGGACACGACGCCGUGUUCGGGAACGGGAACUGUAGCCCAAUCGARGAGGCGGGGCCUAACUCACGCCUGCAGUUUGAGAGGACGACCUCUGACCUCUACAGUCUGACCAUCCAGAGGGCGCGACCCGCUGACGCCGGGCGCUACUACUGUCAUGUGGAGGAGUGGCUGCUCAACCCCCGCAACGCCUGGUAUCGCCUGGCAACCAACAACUCUGAUGUCACCAUCGUCAACGUGAUCCAGCAGGUCUCCACCCUGCAGUCGGUGGUAUGCUCCAACGACUCUCUCUUCUACUUUGUCUUCUUCUACCCGUUCCCCAUCUUCGGCAUCCUCAUCAUCGCCGUGCUCCUGGUGCGCUAUAAAAGCCGUAGCCACAGCAAGUCCCAGGAGGGCAAGAACGGCGCCCCCUUACUGUGGAUCAAAGAACCCCACCUCAGCUACUCCCCCACCUGCCUGGACCCACCCGUCCUCAGCCUGCACCCCGGCUCAGUGGACUAAGGGACAGAUCCAUAUCCCUCAUCCCAUAGUCCUCAUCGCGGACCCAACUAAUACCACGCCAGGGAGGGGCUACUCCGGACCUACACCUGUCUAAUCACUUCUGUGUCCAAGCUGUCAAUCAAUCUGUCCAUCCAUGUAUAAUCCCACCCCCCUGUCUGCCUGUCUGUGAGUUACCCUGUAGCAGCUCUGUCGUGUGGGUGGGUGUGUGAGCAUGUGGAAAAGUGUGUGAGCAUGUGUGAAGUGUGUGAGCAUGUGGAAAUGUG